UGCCCCCUUAAAAUUCAGGGUAUGCACAAUGCACCAUAAAAGCCAGACUGAAUCAUGUUGGCUCACACCCACCUCAGUCCCUAGUAUCACAGAAUACAGCUGUAACUGCAUCACAUUGUUUACUGUCAUCACAAUUUAGUUUAUUCCGUGGCAGAAACAGGCUUCCAUAUUAAACGUUUUAUGUGGAUACACCUAAAUGCCACAUCAGAAGCCCUUCUGAACCUCUGCAGUGUACAUUUGGCAAAAGUUACUUAAUUUGACAUUCCGCUAAUGGCAUCAGUGGCUUGUUUUGGUGUUCAAUGUAACACUUGCUAAUGUGAUGUUAAUGCAGUCCAAUGUGUGGAUAGCCAUCAUUCACCAUCUCUCAUAUUGAUCCACCAAAGUGCUGGUGAUCUUCUAACCUUACAAGUUGACCUCUGUAUUCUGAUGGAGAAGGUGUUAAUGAGAGCUGGUGUGACAGAUGUUAAGUGUGUGGUUAAACAGAAGCCCCUGCUUAUAUGCAUUUUAUUGCACUUAAUUCCUUUUUUUUUAUCUAAAAACCAUGCACUUUCUUUAUAACUGUGCUUUGCUGACAUGCAACAUUGAUUUUGCACAGUGCAAAGCCAAAGCACGAGCCAGCAUUUGAAAAGAAAUGCCUCAGCAAGAACAAAGACAAUGCAACUCUCCAGUGGGCUUCAACAACAAGUCGAGCUUGUGUGUGUUGCUCAGCUGCAACAGCCAAUGCAAUCCGAUGCAACUCAUCCAUCCAUCUGCACGUGCACACGCUCGUCACUUUUUGAGAUUCCCCUCACAGUUGCUUUAAAUACUCACUUCCAUCCGUGCAUCGAGAGAUCAGUUUAUUGCCAGCAAAUAGGCGUGGGAUGUUCUAAAGCAUCGAUGCAUUGGGGAAACUGAGACCCAUGGCAAAGUGGUUUAGAGAUCACCUAAGUUUUGGCAGCAGGAAAGGACCGCCGCAGCCCCCGAAACCGGACUACACCGAAAGCGAGAUCCUACAGGCCUACAGGGCUCAGAAAGAGCUGGACUUUGAGGACCCGUACGGACCCUCUGAGAACCGGGUACUGAACGGCUCAGGAUCGGUGGAAACGUUCCCCACAUUUGGCGCGGUGCUUUCCAACGGUGUGGAGGUGAAGAUCGUGUCUCCCAAACACAGACUGAUAAAAGUGGACUCUCAGGAAUUCGGGCGUAGCACAAUACCGCUGAACAUUGUGACCUUUGAGGAACCGCAGGCCCCUGCAGUUCCCUCGGGUCCUGCGGUCGGGGAGACUGAUUACUCGGACCCGUUUGACGCCAGACCGGACCCGCGGCCCAGACCCGGCUGGGAGCAGAACGCCGUCGAAGCCUGCAGCAGUUACAUGGAGCCGUUUGAGGCCCAGAGAUUCAUCAGCGAGCUCCAGCACAGCACAGAUCAGGGUAGAAACAGCCCACAGCUCUAUGACAGCCCGUACGAGGAGAGAGGUCGGCCCCAGGCGGCCCCAGCGGAGGACGAGAGAGAGAGCCAUCUGCCCCAGGAUGACGAGAGGCCAGCAGAUGAAUACGACCAGCCCUGGGAGUGGAAGAAAGAGAACAUCUCCAAAGCCUUCGCUGUAACUUUUGAAGCCAGAGACUGGGAACAAUGUACACUGCCCCGUGACGAGGCACAGAGGAAGGCAGGUGCAUCCAGAAUCAGCCCCCCAUCCAGCAGAGCCACCAGCCUGCACAAGCCCAGCAACACACACGGCAUGCUGGGAGAGAGGGUGGAUCCCACACUGCCCCUGGAGAAACAGGUAUGGUACCAUGGUGCAUUGACUCGCUCAGAAGCUGAAUGUCUGAUUACGCUGUGUAAGGAGUGCAGUUACCUGGUGAGGAAAAGCCAGACCAGCAGAAACGAUUAUUCGCUGUCUCUCAGGAGCUGUCACGGGUUCAUGCACAUUAAGUUCUCGCAGUCUCGUGAUGGGAAGUUCAUUCUGGGAGAGAACAGUCCUCCGUUUGACUCCAUCCCUGAAGUCAUUCAUUACUACACCACAAACAAACUGCCCAUCCGCGGAGCCGAACACCUGUCCCUGCUGUUCCCGGUGCUGGUGCAGACGCUCUGAGACCACACACUCAGAUGACUACUAUAGUUCUUCAUUUUCAAUCACAUAUCGCAGGCUCUUUGAGAGUUUGAUUUGUGUUUGGAGUGGGAAUUAGAUUUUUCAGGCGUGUGAAUGAAAACACAGUCGGCCUGUACAGACACUGUAUUGAUGUGCUGCACACGUGUGAAGAAUAUUUUACGCACCACUUGACUCCAAAGUGUGUUCGCAUCACACUGGGAGCUGUAAUAUUAUUCCCUUCUCUGCUCCAAACCCUUCAAAUGAUAGUUUUCAAAUAUGAGGAUGAAAUGUAGCCCAACCAAAGUAUUUAUAAAGAUUUUGCUAAAUACUAAAAAGCAAUGAUGUACAGUACAAAUCUCAUCCUCUGUAGGAUUUCUUGAAGUUAAUCACCUGAAAUGACAGUUGUCAUCAUUUGCUCAUUCUCAUGUUGUUCCAAACCAGUAUGACUUUCUUCUGUUGAACACAAAAGAAGAUCUUUUGAAUGCUGUUAAUGAAAGUGGAUGCUGACCAUGGCUGUUAUGCUCUAAAAAGGACAAAAUCGCCGUAAAUGUAGUCCAUGUAAGUCUUCUAAACCCACACUGUAGCUUUGUGUGAAGUAAAAAAAAUGCAAUGUUGCAUCUCUCAAUUCUCAUUUGUUUUCACAAUUUAAAUACUUUUUUGUUUAUAAAAAGUGGAAAUUGGCAUACAAAGUCAUAAUUAUGAGGGUAAAAUUCUAAAGUAUGACAAAGUCAAACUGUUCAGAUAAAAAGUAAAUAAAUAAAAUAAAUCUGUUUAAAAAAGCUUCAAUUAGAAAUGUAGUCAAUUUUUUUUGUCAAUUAUAAAUUAUCAAAUAUUUGUCAAAUGUCAUAAUUUACACCUCUUACCUCAUAAUUCCACUUUUUAUGUUAAUUUCAACUUUGUAUGUGAAUUAUAAUUAACACCACAUAUUAGUUGCCAUAUAUAAAUGUUUCGCUAUGUUGCAUCGCUUGAUUUGUGUUUCUGCGUAUUUUAAAUAGGGCAGAGGCAAAAAUACAAAUAACAACUCCAGAUCUGUUUGUCACACAAACCUAUUGUUUGACUUCAAAAUAUAUCAAAAUGACUACAUUUGUGGUGCUUUUGGUCCUUUUCAGACAUACUAAAAAAGUUGAAAUUAAGAGAUAAAAUCUUAAUUAUGAUUAUAAUUCAGUUUUCUUAUCAUAAUUUUUUUUUUUUUUUUUUUUUGGUUUUUUACCUAAUAGCUGUUAAUUUUAACUUAUGUCAUAGUUAUGCAUUUAUGUUUUAUGAAUUACAUAAUUUUUUUUCCUCUUAUGUGGCAGAAAUCGGCUUCCAUGGUAUUAUUUUGAUCUUUUUGUCCUUUUUAGGGCUUGAUGGUGAUGGUCACCAUCCACUUUCAAUUUAGUUCCAUUCUACAAAUUUCUCUUUUUGUGUUCCACUAUAUAAAAUCAUGCUGGUUUGGAAUGAUGUGUGUGAGUGAAUAAUGACUGAAUUAUAAUGUUGAGUGACUGUAAGCAAAAAUGAGGGCUUCUCUUUAGGAACAGGAAGCCGGCCCUUAACUUCCUUUUGGUACUAACUAGAAGCAAUGAAUCAUGGUUUAGCGGUAAGGAAGUAAAAAUACGACACUGGAAUGUUUCCAAAUGGGACUUUCGCUUGUCUGGAUGGCCAUCUGCAAACACAAAGAUUUCUUCUGCUCCCAGAAUCUCGGGGUGCUGAGGAUGACGGAAACAGGAAGUGAUGUCCUCCGACCAUCUAAAGCUGUACUUUCAUUUGCUUCAGUGUUCUGGUCUUGUAGCAUGACAGGAAGCGGUCAUUACUGUGGCAUUUGGCUUCACUAACGGCAGCUGUAUGCUCUCAAUGCUACCCAUCAUUUCACUCGACCAGAUACCGCUUAGUGUCACCGGCUUGUUUCUGAGGACUUCUUAGCAAUACUUAAAGCUUCAUGAGAAACCUCACAUUAACCGUCUCUUCUGAGUUAAUCUGGCUUUACAUGAUAUUUGAAAUAAGGUCACCUAUAAUCAUAAGCCACAUCCAUAUGUUAAAAAAUGCAGAUGAAACUCAAGCAUUUUCCUCAGAACAAACACAAUCUCCUGUUGUUAAGUGAAUGUUAUAGUGAAAAGCUUUCAAAUGAACAUGGUUUUGGGAUUGGUUUACUUGCACGUCCACUCAACACACACACACGCACACUACUGCGUUUAGACUUCUACACAGGGUUUCUAUUGCUGUAGAGAUCCACACGGUAACUAUUGUUCAUGAUGACUGAUUUUAGUGUGUUUUUGUUUUUUCUGUAUGCUGUUUUCCAGCUUUUCAUUUCUUUGGAAUAAAUUAGGAGUUGUUUUCUAAAAAAUAAUGUGCGUGUGUUGAAUUGUCAUCUGUAUGGUUGGAUCCUGAUUGGAUGUGACAUUACUGGGCUAAAAGGUGAUCCGUGUCUCUCAGCAGAAGAAAGGGUUCCUUCUCAUAAAACAUUCAUGCAACACACUAAAAAAAAAUAGGUCAGACCUCCUCCAUGUGACCGAGCUUAUACACACUCUGUUGUUGACUCUGAGCGCUAA
Messenger RNA from Cyprinus carpio (common carp), 4594 nucleotides. RefSeq names its product SH2 domain-containing adapter protein F-like. NCBI's taxonomy places the organism in Eukaryota, Metazoa, Chordata, Actinopteri, Cypriniformes, Cyprinidae. The record is from RefSeq and is a predicted model, not a curated record. Gene Ontology annotation, molecular function: phosphotyrosine residue binding.